Zootermopsis nevadensis is the source of this 1670-nucleotide messenger RNA. Lineage: Eukaryota; Metazoa; Arthropoda; Insecta; Blattodea; Termopsidae. The record is from RefSeq and is a predicted model, not a curated record.
UAGAGAAUGGUCUGGGGCAGCUGGGCAGGGAGUCACCGGCAGUGUUACUUCCAAAGUUAUGCCCUCUUUUAUCAGGGUUGGGUUUCUCGAUGUGCUGGAGUUCUGUUUUGUUCUCCAUUUCUGAAGCCUGUUUGCUGUCAUGGUCUGUGCUAUACAUCUACAAGUCAGCUGACUGUGGUCUUCCUUGGGCGCAUUAUCAGAAUUACACUGGACUGACAAGCUCAGAAAAAUACUUCACUGGUGAAGUCUUAGGUGUAUCUUCUGGAUUAGAAAUAUUUGGCAACAUCCAGGGUAAUUUAGUGAUUGCACUAGCACUCACAUGGGGCGCUGUUGCAGCUUGUCUUGCGGCAGGAGUCCGUCAUACUGGAAAGCUGUGCUAUGUAACAACACCAGCAACAUUCCUUGCUGCCGGAAUCUUAUUCAUCCGCGGCCUCUUGCUGUGGAACAGGAACGUGUCACAGGCCGUGCUGCCGAACUGGAGUAAGCUGGCAGAUCUGACUGUGUGGCUGACGGCUGGGUGCUAUGUGUUCCACUCAUUGAAUCUUGGUCUCGGAGGUUUAACAGUAAUCAGUAGCCAUAAUAAACGGACCACUAACCUACUCAGGGAUUCAGUGCUGAUGUGCCUCUUUCACUUCAUAUGGGGAGUCAUGAUGUGGUUGACGUACGUGUGUCUCAUGGCUGACUACCGAGAGAACAGUGAGAUAACGAAGAACAUCAGUGGGGGAUCUUGGAUUCUAUUUGUUGUGUUUGCGAGAGGAUUCAGCAUUCUGCCACAUGGAAAUGCAUUUGCUAUGGCAAUGUACAUCAUGGUAUUUUUUGUAGGCACUUGGGGGGAGAGGUGGUAUAGCUCCUACUCAUUCUUAACCUCAGCACUAGACAGGGGUGUCUGGUCAGUGUCGCACCCUGGCGGCGCUUUACCUCCAGCAAGGGACUCUGGUUCCCAUUGGAUCGGAGGCUAGGUAGGCCUCAGAGCCAGUCUGGACGCAGAGGCUAGAAGAAAAAUACUCUGCCCCCAUCGGGGAUCGAAUCCCGGUCGUCCAGUCUGUAGUCAGUCACUAUACUGACUGUCCCACCUGCUUCAACAAUCAGUAACUCUGCAUUUUGUAUUUAUGGGUUUUGUUUGAUUCUCGCUGUAAAUAGUUGUUAUUCCUUACAUAGCAUCAAUCAGUUGAUCUUUGUAAUGGUGAAGUGUAGUGUUUUAUUUGCAGUAUGGACUGAAUUAUUAAAUAUAUUUAGAUGAGCUUCAGCUCAAAAGAGUAAACAGAAGGCUAAGAGCAUGUAUAUAAUUUCCGCAUUUUGAGUUUCUCAUUACAAAGCCUAAUCAAAGCAUAAUAUGGAUCAUAACUGUAUUUGCAAUGUUCACAUGGAAAGACAUUUUAUAAUUAAUGAUAAAACUAAGAUCCUUGAUUCAUUCUACUCUUUAUAAUUCCUCAUCAUUAGUAGUACAUACAGACUCUUGAGUAAAUUUUGUUGUUGUGGUUGAUUGAUAAGUGCAUUAACAGACACAGACAAAUGUGAUGAUUCAUGGCAGAAGUAUGUAAUUGACUGGCAUUGCUGCAUAAGACCAAGAGAUGGGCAAAGUCAGUAAAAUAGCAGUAUAAAAUCUGAAGUUACAGUUUGUCUGAACAGGAUCAGGAGAUGAUUAAACAACAACAUUUAGAUAUGUCGUU